AUGGCGCAACAAGACUCCUCCGGGCCACCGUCUUCGAGCGGUGCGCCGGCGCAACCCCCCUCGAAAUCGGACACAGCUACCCCCAAGCUGAAUAACGAGGUGGAACUCGGCGACAUGCCAGACAAUUCCGCGCAGACCGAUAUUAUGCAGAUGGCACGACUAGGAGAUAUGGUUGGCAUGGAGAAACUCUUCGAGACGGGCGACUACGAUGCGACCUACACCGACGACGAGGGCAUCACCCCGUUGCAUUGGGCAGCGAUCAACAACCAAUACGCCAUGUGCAAAUUCCUGAUCGAACGCGGCGCACCCAUCAACAAAAAAGGCGGCGAGAGCAUCGCAACGCCCCUCCAAUGGGCCGCCCAACGCUGCCAUUACUACACCGUCCACCUCCUCCUCCAACACGGUGCCGAUCCACUCAUCACCGAUGCCCAAGGCUACAAUACCCUCCACAUCAGCACCUUCAACGGCAACCUCCUCCUAAUCCUCCUCCUUCUCCACCAAGGAAUCCCCGUCGACGUCGAAGACUCAUACGGCCACACAGGUCUCAUGUGGGCAGCAUACAAAGGCUUUCCCGCAUGCGUGGACGCUUUCCUGCGCUGGGGUGCCAGCGUGCACGCGAAGGAUGAACAAGGGUUCACGGCGCUGCACUGGGCGUUAGUGAAGGGCAGUGCGGGGUGCAUCCAGAAAAUUAUCGAGUACGGCGCGGACCGGUUCGCGAAGACAACGACAGGCAAGACGCCCUCUAUCACGGCGCGCGAACUCAACACGGCUGCUGCGUGGCAUAAGGCGUUGUACGAGUGCGGGUAUGACGAGGAGGGCAACGCUAUUGUGCCGAGUUGGCCCGGGGCAGGGUAUUUGCUCCAGGACCGGAGGGCGUUUACGACGAAAUUCUUCUUCUUGUGGCCAUUUUUGCUGGUCUGGGGGACGCUGGUGUUGUUUGCAGGAUUGCCGGUCUAUGCGGGCGUUCCGUUUGGGUUUUUGGCUGCGUACACUGUGCAAUGGCCUUGGAUGGCCGGUAUCUUUGCGUCCUCCUUGACGCUGGUAGGCGUAAACUGGCUGUUCACCAUUUUCCCAGGCACCAGUUUCGGUGACGAAGGAACAUGGCUGUGGAACUUUGUCUUCGCGGUAGCCUUCGCUCUCACCGGAUUCUUCUACACCCGUGCCAUGGUGGACGACCCCGGGUUCGUCCCGAAACUGAACGGCAUCGCUGAGCAAAAGGCCGUUAUCGACGACCUCAUCAAGGAGUGGAAGUAUGACGAGUCGCACUUCUGCGUAACGUGUAUGAUCCGUACGCCGCUGCGUAGCAAGCAUUGCCGCCGGUGCCAGCGUUGCGUCGCGAAGCAUGAUCACCACUGCCCGUGGGUCAACAACUGUGUGGGUAUCAACAACCAUCGCCACUUCUUCAUUUACCUCAUCAACCUGACCAUUGGCGUGCUUGCCUACGAUGUGCUUACCUACCGCUAUUUCACCGCCCUCACACCGAAUGCGUCUGAGGAAUGCAACGUCUUGUCCCCAUCCCUCUGCCGCAUCAUCAAUGCCGAUUCCUACAGCCUCCUCCUCUCCGUCUGGGCCUCACUCCAACUCACCUGGGUCUCUAUGCUCCUCUUCGUACAAUUCAUCCAAGUAUCCCGUGCCAUGACGACGUACGAGAACAUGUUUGGCGUCAACACCCGCUCCGCGGCCUCGCUCGCGUCCGCUUUCACAUCCACCGGCGCCCCGCUCGACCCGGCUUCCGCCGCCCCACCAACAGGUGCGGAUGUCGGACCCCAUGGCCCAGCUGGCCGACACGGCCACCGACACGGUGGGCUGCUGAAGCACUGGGGCAGGUUGCUCGGUGUGGACACGUUUAUUGAGACAGCGCGCGGCCGGGGCGCUGCGGCUGGGGCGGCUGGGAAGAAACGGGGCGCGAACCGGAAUCCGUUCAGUAAGGGGUGUCUGGCGAAUUGUAAGGAUUUCUGGUGUGAUCCGGCGCCGGUGUUUGGGAAGCGGGAGACGGGCGCGGCCGUGUUGGGGGGUGUACCGGUGAAUUACACGGAGAUGUAUGAGAGUCCCGCGGUUAUGGAGGUGCUGAGGGGUGGGGGUGCGAGGAGAGCUGGGGGGUAUGAGGCUGUUUCUGGUGAGGAGGUGUAA
This is a messenger RNA of Dichotomopilus funicola, 2130 nucleotides long. RefSeq names its product ankyrin repeat-containing domain protein. Lineage: Eukaryota; Fungi; Ascomycota; Sordariomycetes; Sordariales; Chaetomiaceae. Gene Ontology annotation, molecular function: protein binding; palmitoyltransferase activity. Bases 1 to 2130 code for a protein of 709 amino acids. The record is from RefSeq and is a predicted model, not a curated record. The transcript is spliced from 6 exons. Gene Ontology annotation, biological process: protein palmitoylation. Gene Ontology annotation, cellular component: Golgi membrane.